UAAAUCACGAAGUUAGGAUGUGAUUGAGCCCUUGUAUAUAGCAACAUCGAUGUAACACCGUAUGGAGGUGCGCCUGACAGAGGCGGAAUCUACAGAUUAAGUAACAUGUAACGCCGGUAAUCAUCGGACAUGCUUCCUUCCCCAUACCAGGCGUUACCUUUCCAAUAUUUUGAUUACAGAUAUCUUUUUCUUAUUUUUGCUGAGACAAUAAUAAUAAGAUGCCAGAUUCACUUCAGAAAUGUUGGGAUGGAUUAAAGAAAAAGGUGUUGGAGUUUGAUCAGAAAUACCCAACAGCCCAUGUGAUUUGUCUUGCCUGGAUAGAUAACAGUAUCGUUUGUGAAGGUACUGAUAAAAUUAAAAAGACGUCACUAGAACCAAUAAAGGAGAAAUACAAAAACCGUCUAGCAGUGUGUACCUCUGCACCUGUUACACCUCGUCAUGAGAACCGUCUAGCAGUGUGUACCUCUGCAUCUGUAACACCUCGUCAUGAGAACCGUCUAGCAGUGUGUACCUCUGCAUCUGUAACACCUCGUCAUGAGAACCCUCUAGCAGUGUGUACCUCUGCAUCUGUAACACCUCGUCAUGAGAACCGUCUAGCAGUGUGUACCUCUGCAUCUGUAACACCUCGUCAUGAGAACCCUCUAGCAGUGUGUACCUCUGCAUCCGUAACACCUCGUCACGAGAACCGUGUAGCAGUGUGUACCUCUCCACCUUUGGCACAUCCUGAUGCUCAAGGUACCAAAGGUAAAGAUGCAGCUUCAUCCAAUCUACCUGUUCUGCAGUUGACGCUACAGGUUGUAAAUUCUCCAGCUACGAAUACUAAUGACAAACAGACCAAUGAUAAAAGUAACACCCCUGCUGUGGCACAGUUUAGUGUAUCUGCUCUGAAUACUUCAACAUUAUUUUCCAAGGAGAAGCCUGAUGAUCCAAAAAUCAUUUCUUCGCCACCAAGUCCAUUGGGUGUAAAUAAAUCACCGAUGCCAUGCAUAAUGCAGUUAAAACAUCUAGCUGCUAAUACUUCAACAAUAAAAACAAGAGGCAGAACAAAAAAGGAGAAAUAUAAUCAAAAGAAACAUUGUGUUCCGAUGGUGACACGGUCAUGUAAAUCUAAUGGAAAAUGUUCAACUGUCAAACCUACAGUAGGUAAUGUCAAGGAUAAAAACGACACAGAGACUUAUGGACAAAUGAAAAAUUCACCUACUUUGUCAACUAUAUCAGAUGGGGAGUGUUCAUCCACCAGAGAUCCAGGAAUUGGUACCAAGGAGAAAUAUACUCCGACAAAACCAAUUGCAGUUAUAACCCAGUCAAGUCCAUCUUGUUCAAAUAACUCAGAUCCUGAUAUUAUCAUACCUCUUGAGUCUAUUAAAACUGAAAGCAUUUUGGAAACCAGUCUUUCCGACGAAUACAAUUCAGCUGUUGAAAGUGAAGAGUUGUCCAGUUUUGAUGAAAAUAGAGAAGAAAAUGUAAAGAAAAAGAAACAAUCCUUAAGGUGUGAUUAUGGUGGAUGUGGAAAAGUGUUUACCUUGAAUAAAUACUUAAAAAGACACUUAUUAAUACAUUGUGGAAACAAGCCCUUCGUGUGUGACAUGUGUAAUAAAAGUUUCACAGUCAAGAGAUAUCUCAAAAGGCACAUGUUAACACACACAGAUGAUAAGAGUUACAAGUGUGAAGUGUGUGAUAAAAGGUUUAGUAACAAGGACAGUUUAAGACCUCACAUGAAGAUGCAUACUGGUGAUAGAGAUCACAUAUGUUAUGUAUGUGGUCAAGGGUUUUAUCAGAAACGAUAUAUGUUGAAACACUUUAAUCGUACACAUACUGGAAAUACAACUCAGUGUGACGUGUGUUGUCUGUGGAUUAGGAAUGAUAGAGUUCAGAAACACACAGAAUAUCACCUAUGUAAAAAUCAGUCCCCUGGGAAACUCAACCUUUCUAGAUCUGCAUUUGGAAGACCUGUCAACUCGAGUUCUUCUAAAGGAGAACAAUCUCCUGGGAAACUCAAUCUUUCUGGAUCUGCACUUGGAAGACUUGUCAACUCGAGAAAUCCAGAAGGAAAGAAAUCUGCAUCUUCUACAAACAUUGGGAUCAAGAAGAAGUAUUAUCAGAAUAAAUCGGCGUCGAAUCCAUCUAGUGCGAAAAGUAUUUCUUCAUUGUCAACAGGCAGUAUAACUGUUGAGAACUUUGAUCAAAGUAGUAUCAAUCUAGAUGUCAAUGUCACUCGACCAAUCGAUUCAGGUGUUGCUAUUUCAGACAUUCCUUUUACCACAGACCAGGCUCAUCCCUUUAAAAUUACUACAACGAAAACCUCAAACACAGUUUCAAAAAAUGUCAACUUUGAGGAUGAUUUAAAGUCGCAGGAGGCAGUGGAGAACUUUGAGGAUUCUUCUAUGAUGGAUGUCAACAAAUCUGAUACUGAAAUAGAUUUAGAGUUUCAGGAGGCAGUGGAGAACUUGGAGGAUUCUUCUAUGAUGGAUGUCAACAAAUCUGAGACUGAAAUGGAUUCAGAGUCGAAAGAGGCAGUUGAGGUAUUAGAAAGUCUUUUUGGAGUUUCACACACAGAUAUUUCAGAUUCAGACGUUAACGACUUAGAUGCUGCAUCUGGUGAGAAUAGUUCAGCUCCUGAAACAGGAAAAUCUGUGGCGUCCAUUAAGAUAGAACCAGUGUUAGAAACCAGUUAUUCAGACGAAGAACAUCCAGUCUCAUGCAGAAAAGAUGAAGAUUGGUCAAGUUCUGCUGGACCACAAGUAAAAGAAGAUGUAAAUAUAAAGAAGACUUUGAGGUGUGAUUAUGAAGGAUGUGGAAAAGAGUUUAAAGAGAAUAAGUAUUUUAGGAAACAUUUACAAACACAUUCUACAGUGAGGUCAUUUGUUUGUGCCGUGUGUGAUAAAGGUUUUACAGUAGGCAGAUACCUACAAAGACAUAUGCGUUUACACACAACAAGUAAAAACCUUUUCCAAUGUGAUGUCUGUGGGAAAGGGUUUAGGUUUAAGGAAAGUUUGAUACCUCAUAUGAGGAUACAUUCUGGUAAAAAAGAUCACGUCUGCAAGGUAUGUGGUAAAGGAUUUUAUGAUAAAAAAGACAUGGAGAGACACUUCAAACGACAACACACAGGAAACAAAACUCAGUGUGAAGUAUGCAGUCGUUGGAUUCUGAAUUCUAUGUUCCAAAAUCACCAUGCAAAGCACACUGGUAAAAAACUUCACCAAUGUAACGUUUGUAAUAAAAUGAUCUAUAAGAAAAGUGAUUUGGUGACACACAUGAGAACGCAUACUGGUGAAAGACGACAUCUUUGUGAUAUUUGUGGAAAAGGGUUUACUUCAGCCACCAGUCACAAAUAUCACAUGAGAACACACACAGGAGAAAAACCCUAUUCGUGUGACUUAUGUACUAAAACAUUUGUAAAUUCAACCGCUCUUAGAGCACAUCAAAGAACACACACUGGGGCGAGGCCUUACCUCUGCGAUUUAUGUGGAGACAAAUUUACACAGAAUGAAAGUCUUCGUAAACACAUGCGUGUUAUACAUAAAACAUUUCGAUGUAAUUUAUGCGACAAAGGAUUUAAUGUUGAAACAGAAUUUCAAAGACAUAUGGAAAAAUGUACACUCGAUAAAACACACAUAUGUCAAAAAUGCGGUAAGGGUUAUACACAGAAAAAUGGUCUAAAUAGACAUAUGAAAAUACACAAUAGGCAUGUGACAAUACACAAUACACAUGAAACAUGUGAAAGUGAACAAUGUAGUAAAGGUUUUACACAGAAAAAUGGUCAAAAUACACAUACGACAAUAGACAAUAGGCAUGAAAGUGGAAUGGCUACCUACACUUUGAUUAACGCUGAUGGCGUCUACACAACUACAAACGAUAUUACAGAUGUUGUUGUUGCUGAAAGACCUACAGAUGAGGAUUCGGUGGUGUAUUUUUCUCAGGAAUAUGUUAUAGAAACAACAGGUUUAUAGAACUUUUAAACAUUAAAGAUAUGAAACAAUGUUAGUUUGAAUUCCGUGUUUACUACAGCUAAUGCGGACGUCGCCAUUUCCAAUAAGCUUUUAUGGACUAUAUGAAUCAUGACAUUAAAUGUCAAUGAGAUGAUUUUUUAUAUAACAAAUAGAUACAUAAACAUAAUGUACUAUGAAAGUUAUAGGGAGAGCCAGAGGUACAAAUUCACAGAUGUCAGAACUGAUUGUGUGAAAGUUGUCAGAAUUUUAACUGUUAUAUUUGAAAACUGUAAUUGAACAAAUUUUGUUAAGUUGAAUGGUACAAUAAAAUUAAAAUUAUGCCUAUGUUAAUGCAUGUACAUGAUAUCAUAUCUAAAAUAGUAUAUAUAUAAUAUUAUAAAGUAUAUUUUGUGUUCAGUUGGAUUGUGUUAAUAUUUGUUUCUGUGUCAAUUCUUACUUCAAUGAUUAGUGGCUAUUUCAUGUGUAUGGCAGAGAAGUAAUUCUUGCUGCACUCAAUUCAACUAAAACUCGUGUUUUUAUUUGAGCUUUUGUCUAAAGCUUAGUCUUUGUUCUGAACUUUUUUCCGUCUUUCCGAGCCUACCUUCUCCUCAAUGGGCAUAACGUGGCAUCCAAAAACAAAUGCUCAGAAAUCUUAUCAGCUAAGCAUAGUGAUGCACCAAACAUGUAAACUUGUCUUUUCCCCAGUGUAUUUCGCGAUUUUUUUCAAGGAAAGGAUAUGAAGAGGAGAGGUCUCUUCUAAUAUAUUUCAAGAUGUUUUGAACUGCGACAUGGUUAUGAACACCUGUAAUAACU
This is a messenger RNA of Mytilus trossulus (common blue mussel), 4742 nucleotides long. Its product is annotated as zinc finger protein 236-like. The coding region runs from base 219 to 3950 and encodes 1243 amino acids. Lineage: Eukaryota; Metazoa; Mollusca; Bivalvia; Mytilida; Mytilidae. The record is from RefSeq and is a predicted model, not a curated record. Gene Ontology annotation, cellular component: chromosome. The transcript is spliced from 7 exons. Gene Ontology annotation, molecular function: chromatin insulator sequence binding. Gene Ontology annotation, biological process: regulation of transcription by RNA polymerase II.